Molecule: messenger RNA, 695 nt
Organism: Fukomys damarensis (Damara mole-rat)
Lineage: Eukaryota; Metazoa; Chordata; Mammalia; Rodentia; Bathyergidae
Product: sperm acrosome-associated protein 7-like
Exons: 6
Coding region: 38-622 (194 amino acids)
Cellular component (GO): acrosomal vesicle
Source: RefSeq, a predicted model, not a curated record
ACCAAGAAGAAGAUUUUCCUCCUUUGGUAGAGGGAACAUGGCAGCAAAUAGAGGAGUGGGGACCCUCUUCCUGGUCCUCCUGCUGUCCAGCUGGCCAGAGACCAACUUGCAGCCGAUAAACACAUCCUCAGAUAAAAGUUCUGAACUACUGAGUGCUAAAAGUUUGGAUGAUGUGGCCACAGUAUUUGAUGAGAUUCUAGUCCAAGAGAUUUUGGAUCCAGUAAAAUUAGCAUUCCUGGAGAUGUUAAGACCAGUAGCAGUAUCACCAACAGGGAGAACAAAGAAGAAAAAAGCCCGCCUGAAGGAGAAUUACGACAGCACUCCUAGGAAACUCGAGAACUGGUUCUCUUCCGGGCACACAGACAGACUUUUCUCUGAUGAAGAGGAGAAAGAAACACUUUUUCAGAUUAAAAGCCUCUCGGCGCUGGAGAAAAUCAUUGACAGCCUACAAAGAGUGCUAAGUAAGGGAUGGUGCCCAAGGUCCGGUAACAGGGGAGAGCCUCCAGAAGAAACGCCAGCUGCACGCAAGCAUGCUGAGGGCCAGGUACCGGCACAGGGGCAGAAGAAGCCUGCCCUGAGUGCCCGGAAGUUGGAAGCAGGGCACCCUGGGCUUUGCACAUAGGCGGAGCCUCGCUAGCUGGGGGGCAGCGAAUAAAAUCGCCACAUUUCGAUAUGACACUGCGGCAAUGUGGGGU